Molecule: messenger RNA, 840 nt
Organism: Papaver somniferum (opium poppy)
Lineage: Eukaryota; Viridiplantae; Streptophyta; Magnoliopsida; Ranunculales; Papaveraceae
Product: NDR1/HIN1-like protein 13
Exons: 1
Cellular component (GO): plasma membrane
Source: RefSeq, a predicted model, not a curated record
UAUGUUAUUCAAAUCCCUAAAGAUCAAAUCUACAGAAUCCCACCACCGGAAAACGCUCGUCGUUACGAAAAACUUUCAAGGAAGAAUACUCGUCGAAAUCCAUGUUGUUGUUGUUUCUGUUGGAUUCUCAGUAUAAUUGCUCUUUUGAUUCUUCUCACAGUUAUUGCUUCUGUUGCAUUUUACUUCAUCUACAAGCCGAAACCACCAAAUUAUUCUGUCGAGAAUAUGUCUAUCAAAGGAUUCAAUUUCGAAGGAGUUUCUUCUUCACAAUCAGAUCUAACAUUUUCUCCUGAAUUUGAUGUUACUGUCAGAGCACAAAACCCUAAUAGCAGAAUUGGGAUAUAUUAUGAAAAAGGGAGUAAUGUUUCUGUGUCUCACACUGAUACUAAUCUCUGUUCAGGAGUAUUGCCUGAUUUCUAUCAACCUAGAAAUAAUGUCACGGUUUUUGAGACGGUGUUAAAGAGUCCAAGCUUGAAGCUAUCCCAAGUUGUUCGCGAUGCUCUGUAUGAUCAACAGAAAAAAGGGCAAAUUCCACUUGGGGUUGAUAUUAAAGUACCUGCUAGAGUGAAGGUUGGAUCUAUUAGAACUUGGAAAUUUACCAUUAGGGUUCAUUGUGAUGUUAUUGUUGAUAAAUUAGCCGUGGAUUCUAAAAUUGUUUCAAAGAAGUGUUCUGUUGAUCCUAAGAUUUGGAUGAAUUAGGAUCCUCUUCUUUAGUGUCGUGAUGAAUUAGGGUUUUAUGAUUUGGUCUUGUAGGAGAUUUAUGAAUUAAUUUUGAUGUUAUUGGGUAUAUAUACAAAUACAAUUACAGAUUUUAGAAAUUUAACAAUGCCAUUCUUGAUA